CGCCCAAAUGUAAUGUUUUCUAGGGUUCUUUGGUUGAUUCGCUUCUGCUAUUGUAAGAUGUAUGAGCUCAUUGUACACUUAUGCAAUUAGGCUAUUUGUGUUUCUUUUACUCAGCAUGUGUGUUUCAUGCAAAGUAAAUUGGAUGCAUGUUUACAGGAAUUGAGGUCAACACAGGGGACAGUUAUGUGGUUUAAUAUAACAAUUAGGAAUCCCUUUUUUAAGCAACGUGGAUAAUUCUUAAUUAAAAAGGGAGGUGUUUCUAGAACAAAAUAAAGUGUUGAAACCUAAUGACAAAUAAUGAUUUUUGGUCAACAAUAAAACUACCGAUAGCAUGCAGGAUGCUGCAGUGAUUCCAGUUACGUCUGUUUGAAAUAUGAGCAUUUAACCAAAUAUACCAAUUAUUGAAGAAACACUUUUUGAUCGUCGCAUAGGAAUCCAACUUUUUCCUUAUACUUUUCAUCAGCUUAUGUCUGUGUCUGUCUUUUGUAGAAUGAAGAGGUAUAUGUCUAAAUCACAAGGCAUAGCUAACAUCAUUUUGUCUUUUUUUAAUCAGUUUUAUAUUUUGAUCAAAACCUGCAAUGCUCACAGGUCAUAUACUUUAUGUCAGACUUCCACUACACAAGUGAAUAGUCAAAAGCAGAUGAGAAUCAAUAGUACAAAUUAUCUUGACUGAACCAAAUCAAUGGCAAGGGUCGUAUUUAUAAAGAGGACUAGCAUAGAGCAUCGAGCCGUUUCCAGGAGUCUUUGAAUGUAACACGGCUGAGACCGAGGCCCCGCCCCCUGCUCGUGGACGAGGCCCCGCCCCCUGAGCGUGGCAGCUCGCAGCCUCCCGGCUGAGUCCGGUUCUCCUCGGUAGGUCGGUUCCCCUCGGUUCUUCAGCACGACCAGCUCACCGCUCCUCAGGUAAAUAACUCCGCUACGAAGGGAACUUACUUUGGUGACAUGUGUACCGAUACUAAUAGCUCGUUUUAGAUUGUAAACAAACUGAUUAUUAGAAUUAAAUUAAUGCAAUUUCUGUACCUUCGGUUUUUUUAUGACAAUAUUAUAAUUGAUUUGUAAUCAUUUAAUUCAUCGUUAUUCAGAGUUCAGUCAAUGUACAAUAUAUGCAAUAUCACGUGUCUCUGACAUUGAACUAAUUACUUAAAACAUAUAUAUAAUCUGAAAAAUGUGACAAUGAUUUAUUAAGUGUUACUUUCAUGAAUUUUGUACUUUUGGAUGUCAAUGUUUGGAUGUCCAAAUAUUGGCGCAUUUCAGCGAACAUUAUUUUAACGCCACCGACUAAGGCCAGGGUUAUAAAAUGUCCUGUCAGGGAUCAGCCACUAAUCUGACCCAUGGGAGGAGAUUAACUAACCACUGCUUUCUAAUUCAGUGUAACCGACAGGCCCGAAUAGGCUUCAUCCAACGGGGAAUUAGCGCAGUCAUGAACAUCCGACCGUUUGUGUGAGCCAAAAUGCUGCAACUCUCCUGAACUGAGUCCUAAACUGCCACAGUGGCUCCACGGUAGUCUUCUCGUAUACAUAAUCAUGUGACCAUCGACCUAUUGGAUUUCCCAUCUUCACUUGAUGGAUGAUGCUGAUGUAAGCGUUGUGUUUUUGGAAAACUCAUUCUCAUGAACGGGAAUCUCACUUUUGGGCCGACAUGGCAUUAGACUGCACUGUGGCUGGUUGACUACUCAUGGGAAAUGUAAAUAAUCAAUGUUGUCUGUGCCUCAGGAGUCUACGGCAACGUCAGAGCCAGGAUGGGGCGGAAGGACAUCAUCUGCAGCUGGAAGAAAAGCACCAAUAAUAUCAGGGACGUGUUUGACUUCAAGGGGAAAAUGGGAGCACAACGCUGGAGAAAGAAGAGGAACUCCAGAGGCCUGUGAAUUUGCUAAUGUGGACGUCCGGGACGAAACGGUUUCUUGGUUGUAGAACCGAUUCGUAAAGAAUCUCAUUCGGUCAGGUGAUGCCACUGAAGCCGGCUGCUGGUAGCCAUAUUUUCCACAUGUGACGGUGCGAGUGGACCAAUAUUUACUAAACUAAUCUGACAGCCGCGUGUAAAUCACAGGGGAUUCCCUUUGUCACAGUAGGAGGCCAUUCGAUGGAGCCCGUUUGGUGAGGAUAACUGGUGCACAUCCAGGACAGGAGGGGGUCUUUUUCAGAAGUGUUCAUGGUCAGAGAGAAGACAACGGGAAACAUGUACGCCCUGAAGUGCCUGAAGAAAAAACACCUCGCUCACAGCAAGCUGGAGAAUGAAAUCAAUGUCCUGAGGAGGAUACAGCACGAGAACGUGGUGGGGCUGGAGGAUUUCUACGAGAGCCGAACACACUAUUACCUGGUCAUGCAACUAGUAUCAGGCGGCGAGCUGUUUGACCGCAUCAUAGAGAGGGGCGUUUACACUGAGAAGGACGCCAGCACAGUGAUCCAACAGGUGCUGCAGGCUGUCAGCUACCUGCACCAAAACAGCAUCGUACACAGGGACCUGAAGCCGGAGAACCUGCUGUACUAUAGUACAGAUAAGAAUUCAAAGAUCAUGGUGAGUGACUUUGGUCUGUCUAAGACGUUGGAGCACGGUGUGAUGUCGACAGCCUGCGGCACACCGGGAUACGUUGCCCCGGAGGUUUUGGCCCAGAAGCCCUACAGCAAAGCAGUGGACUGCUGGUCCAUUGGAGUCAUCACUUACAUCCUGCUCUGCGGCUACCCGCCAUUCUUUGAAGACAACGAGACGCGCCUGUUUUCAAAGAUCAUGAGAGCCGAGUACGCCUUCCAUUCCCCGUUCUGGGACGACAUCUCGGAGUCAGCCAAAGACUUCAUCAGGAACAUGAUGGAGAAAAACCCCAAGAAACGCUUCCUCACCGAGCAGGCUCUCAGACACCCAUGGAUUGCGGAGAACACGGCUAAAGACGUGGACAUUUAUCAGUCCGUCAGUGAGCAGAUAGAGAGGAACUUCUCCAAAUCCAAAUGGAAGCAAGCCUUCAACGCGGCCUCAGCCAUCCACCACAUGAAGAAGCUGCAGUCGUCCCUCAGUGAGCCGUGCAACGUCACGGCACAGGCCGCCCAGGGGGACCAGGAGGCGCCGGGGCCGCGCCGCGACAAGACCGACGCCUUCCACCCGAACGGGAACCCCCUCCGUCCGUCCUGCAGCACCUCUGAGUGUCCACUUGUGAGGGACGGCCACGGUGAGCCCGGCCCCGCCCUCCCCUCUGAGGGGCCGAGACAGGUCAAGAACUUCCCCCUGGAGGUGGACGCUCCUUUCAGGCCAUCUAAGAGCAUGGAUGACGUGUCCCAGAGGAAGGAGCAGCCGCUUCAGUCCGGAGUGUGUUCUGUCAUGUGAUUGGCUGUCUCGCCUCAGAUGAAUCUCAUGCAGUUUGUCUGCUGAGCUGACGGCGCUCAGUGACGUCUCUCUGGAUAUGGAGGUGCUCAAACGUCUGCGGGGCUUCCGUCUUGUGAAACGCAGACAGCAUAUCUGCACUAUAAAAACACUUUAACAUGGAAUAGUUACAUAUCUGUAAUCCACGGGCCCUUAAACAGGAAUUCGUUGAUUACAAUCGAGCAUAAGCAUCACAUAGGUGACAUUUGUGCUCUAUAUAACUAAAUACUUAUAUUUAUGUAUAAGUACAUGUAUAACUAAAUACAUGUCCUUUAGAGGACAUACAGGACUUUUAAAAUGCUUUAGACUUAUUUUAGCAUUUUAAAAGUUGUGUAUGUCCUCUAACAUUUAGAGGAUGUCAAAGCUUUUUAACGUUUUCAUCCUAUAUGACGGACGUGGCUGUCCAUUGAAAAUGGAAUGGAACGGCUUACACGGCUGUAUAAAGCUGAUAAACGUAUUCUAGAUACUGAACUGUAAGCGAAGGAGGGAAAGUACCAUGUGUUAUUAUUUCCCCAUUCAUGCUGCACUGACGAAUAAUACAUCCAGUUUCCUCCCUGACGAGGAGGGAGGAUGGUCGUUUUUAUGACCACGCGGGUGGAGUCACCGACUGCCAGUGUGUUUAGCGACGCAUGCAUAAGCUGCUCAUCAAGUGCCACAAGCUAGUGGGAAGCCCUCAACUCUAAUGAUGCCAUGGAGGAUUCAGAGUUCACAGAUGUAGUGACUUACAUGAUUAUUUUUGUAUAAUAUUUUCUCAGAAAGUAUGUAAUAACUUAUCUUCAUGAUCGUUGUGUUCCAUAGAUCUCCAAUGAAGCUUAAGUAUUAGCAGGCUUUAAUUUAAAUACUGCGGAUUCUGCACAAUGUAUACAAAAAAACAAACAAACAAUACAACAUUCAACAUACAUUUCAGUUGCGAAAUAUUCAAUAAUUGAGUGUUUUGCCGUUAAAUAAAAUGUGUUUGCACAA
Molecule: messenger RNA, 4311 nt
Organism: Gasterosteus aculeatus aculeatus (three-spined stickleback)
Lineage: Eukaryota; Metazoa; Chordata; Actinopteri; Perciformes; Gasterosteidae
Source: RefSeq, a predicted model, not a curated record